This is a messenger RNA of Rubroshorea leprosula, 889 nucleotides long. The record is from the annotation of a GenBank genome assembly. Lineage: Eukaryota; Viridiplantae; Streptophyta; Magnoliopsida; Malvales; Dipterocarpaceae.
AAGCUGAAAUUUUCGGCUCCCUGACUUUUCAAUGGAGAUUGGAGAAGAUGAAAGAGGAACAAGAUCUUCGACCUCUGUUAACGGCGUUGUGAAUCAUGAAGAGGAAGAAACCUCAGUCUUGAGAAGAGGAUCUGCCUUUAACAUUCUUAAUCCACCGGGUUCAUAUUCUAAAGUGUGGAAAGCAGUAUUUCUACUAUCAAGCGCGAUUGGAUUAUGGUUGGAUCCUUUGUUCUUCUAUAUAAUUACAGUGAAUGAAGAUAAAAAAUGCCUUCUCCUGGACAGAAAAUUGGGAAUUGCAGCAGUUUUUCUGCGUUGUUCCAUCGAUUUCAUCCAUAUAAUGUAUGUUGCUUGUGGAAUUCUUAAUGUGGAUGAGGAUACCUGGAAAAACGCAAGAAAAUAUUUGCGGUCUUGCUUCUUGUUAAUUGACAUAGUUUCAAUUCUUCCACUUCCACAGGUGUUAAUUUUAAUUACUCCAGCAAUAAAAGGCUCGAGAGUUUUGGUUGCCAUGGACUUGUUGAAAUUUUUUGUUAUCUCCCAAUUCGUACCAAGGAUUCUACGGCUCUAUCCGUUGUAUACGAGAGAUAAAAAUGUUUUUGGCGCACUUGCUGAAUCUGCAUGGAUCAAAGUUUUACUCAAUCUCUUUCUUUACAUGCUUGCUAGUCAUUAACUUGCUGGUAUUUUAAGGUGAUUGGAGCUCUCUGGUACUUCUUGGCCAUAGAACGAGAAACUAAACGUUGGCGUGAAGCUUGUGGAAAUCAGCCUGGAUGUGUUAGUGUUGCUUUUAUAUGUGAUGUUACUCUUGGAAAUCACACAUUUCUCAAUGAUUUAUGCCCUAUAAAUUCAUCCAAUCCGGAGCAAUUUGAUUUUGGAAUAUAUCUUUAUGCUCUAG